AUGGUAAUUGAAUAUCUGCCAUCUCUUACUGGAAAAUAUGCAGCUCAAGCAUUUGGCUUUAAGCUUGAGGAACAGCACGAAAAGCAUGCGGGCGUCUGGGAUAGAAUUAUCCGUGAAGAAGACGCGUGGACGCCAAUCGCUAUAAGACAAGGCCUCAAUCCAGUUUUAAUCGGUGACGGUCUGCACACCCUUUUCAACGAUCCCACACAGCCGGCCUAUAUAUGCCUUUCAACUGGAGACAAAACUAGAAACAUUCGACAUGACCAAACGAAACUCUUAGCGUCUUUACGAGAGCAUCAUUUCAACGAAAAUGGUGAGGUCGUAUUCCACGACUCGAAGAUUAUUUUGAAUAUUGACGAGGCUUUAUACAACCCGUUCUUUGUUACUUUAACUCCGAAAAGGCUCUUUUCUUGCCGAAAUAACCGUUUGUGUUCCGCCUCUUUAUACUGGGCAGACAGCCAGUAUGCACUUCGAACAAUUGGACCAGACGACAUCGUUGGCAUUGGAGAGAAAGUCUCUACUUUAAAAGAUGUGUCUCAUAUAUGUGGCAUUACUCUGACGCACCCAACAGAGAUGGCAUUGAGGCAAAGGCAUCAACAGUGUUUUCAACAUCCAAGCUGCCCGCCUACAUAUCCAGUUUUAUCCCUCGAGUACAAUGGAGACAACAUGCUUGGGUGGGAGUGGGAGGAUGGGGUUGAACAGUUUUGGAGGAUAUCCUGA
Messenger RNA from Hyaloscypha bicolor E, 720 nucleotides. RefSeq lists its product as uncharacterized. Lineage: Eukaryota; Fungi; Ascomycota; Leotiomycetes; Helotiales; Hyaloscyphaceae. Bases 1 to 720 code for a protein of 239 amino acids. The record is from RefSeq and is a predicted model, not a curated record. The transcript has a single exon.